Messenger RNA from Parastagonospora nodorum SN15, 183 nucleotides. RefSeq lists its product as hypothetical. The record is from RefSeq and is a predicted model, not a curated record. Lineage: Eukaryota; Fungi; Ascomycota; Dothideomycetes; Pleosporales; Phaeosphaeriaceae. The transcript is spliced from 3 exons. Bases 1 to 183 code for a protein of 60 amino acids.
AUGGCCAUGUCUAGGACCCAAGGCUGUCCUUCGUACGCUUGUCGAAACAAGCACUCUUUCUGCAUCAACAACCUCUCGUUAGUGGCGCUCUAUCCUGCCAAGGCAAGGGAGGUUAGUGUUGUUGAUGGGCAUCGUAAAGAGCGUAGGAAGCCCAACAAGGCCACGCUCGACAGUCAGUACUAG